This is a messenger RNA of Corticium candelabrum, 1247 nucleotides long. Its product is annotated as probable inactive peptidyl-prolyl cis-trans isomerase-like 6. Gene Ontology annotation, biological process: protein peptidyl-prolyl isomerization. Gene Ontology annotation, molecular function: peptidyl-prolyl cis-trans isomerase activity. The transcript has 9 exons. The record is from RefSeq and is a predicted model, not a curated record. Bases 89 to 1060 code for a protein of 323 amino acids. NCBI's taxonomy places the organism in Eukaryota, Metazoa, Porifera, Homoscleromorpha, Homosclerophorida, Plakinidae.
GCAGGAUGUCUUCCGGUACAAGUGCGUUAGCAAGCGGAUCUAUUUGUCUACGUACAGCGUACAGUGUACACCUGUCUUUAGUGCGGCCAUGCGUCAUACGGGCACAAGCGCUGGGAUACCCGGAUUCAUAUUACAGUUGCAUAGCAACACGUUGGACGCUUCAUUUCGUCUAGCGCGUUCUCAAUUUAUAAUGGUAGUUAUUGAGGUGGUGGGGUUGCUUCGUUCUACCGACUACCAUGUAGCUAAAGUAGCAGCAGAGGUUUUACGCAGCCAUCACCCUAACCAUUUCGAGGAUCCUGUUCUGAAAGGUCUGCUAGAGUUCGAAUGGGACGAAUUUCUCUCACAUAAGAAAACCGAAUUUAGAGGAGAAUUGUGGGCAUACAAAGAUUCGGUCAUUUGUUUUGCUGAUGGUCAACCGGUUGGAGGAGCAAAGACGUUUCUUGACUGGGCAUCAGCACUGGAUUACUCAGAUUACAGACCAACUCCGUUGUAUGCGGCCCUUGCAAAUGAUGCAUAUCUUGAUCGGUUCAAAGACCCUGAAUUGCAGUUUGUUUUCUUGGAUGUAGCUGUUGAUAAUGAACCAGCUGGAAAGCUCGUGUUUGAGCUGUACAAACAAAAGUGUCCAAAAACCUGUGACAACUUCAAAAUGUUGUGUACAGGUGAAAUGGGUGAGUCAUCCAACAAAGUGACACUUCACUACAAAACAUCUGUUAUACAUAGAAUAGUACCAAAUGGAUGGAUACAGGGAGGAGAUAUUGAAUAUGGUUCAGGUGCUGGAGGAGAGUCAGUAUAUGGCGAGACAUUUGAAGACGAGAAUUAUAGUGUCCUUCACAGCCAGCGAGGAGUUUUGGGAAUGGCAAACAAAGGCAGACACACUAAUGGCUCACAAUUUUAUAUUACUCUCAAAGCCAGCCAGUGGAUGGACAGACACUAUGUCGCUUUCGGGCAGCUUGUUGAAGGAACACAAGUACUAAACAAGCUGGAAGCAGUGAAGACAUACAAUGAACGUCCAAUUGUGCCAGUGAAAAUUACAGACUGUGGCAUUUACCAGCCCAGCUAACUGCUAUGACAGUUUCAUGGAAAAAGAUCACUAGCUAAGCCACCAGCUCUACGAGAAAUAACUUGGCUGUUUACAGCCCUAGAAUGUAGGUUGUGUACUAUACAAAUUGAGUCUGUGUUAGUACUGUUAUAUUUUAAUUUGUAUACUAUAUCAAACUUGUGAAUGAAGUGUUGUUGUCAUUAGUUGA